Molecule: messenger RNA, 291 nt
Organism: Lecanosticta acicola
Lineage: Eukaryota; Fungi; Ascomycota; Dothideomycetes; Mycosphaerellales; Mycosphaerellaceae
Source: the annotation of a GenBank genome assembly
AUGCCCGAACCGAACACUACCCUGCGUAGCCUCCAGGACGAUACGAAAAUCGAAGACGUCCUCGCUCAGCAGCAGAAAGACUAUGACUGUCUGCCCUGCCGUCUCAUGGGCAGCGCGGCCUUUGCUGGCCUUGGCAUUUAUUCUUAUGGCUCUGGCAUGUCGCAAUUGAGAAAGAGAGAGCUGGAGAUCUUGCAGAGCGGGAGUAGGAUUGGAAUGGGCCCAAGGAAAGCAGGGAUUUAUGUUAUUAGUGGCAUACUCGUGGGAUUGGGAGUCUAUCGGUUGAAGUAUUAA